AUGUCGGGGUCGGGUGGAACAGUAUCGGGACCAGAGAGUUGGUCGGGCAGCGGAGUCGGCGGAAUAUGCAGAGGCGGCGUCUCGGGAACUCAACCGUCAGGAGGCCAACCGUCGGGAGAUCAACUGUCGGGGAGGUCGGUCAACGUCGGGAGGAGGGCAACCGUCGGGGGAGUCACCGGCGGUUCCCAACGGUGUAUUCCGGCGGUCGGGUGGCGGGUUCAGGGACUCCUCAACCCUGCGAGGACAGUGACGGUGGCGAUUGACGAUCCGACGUCGGAGACGGGAGAGAACGGCGGCGCCGAAGGUGUCGCAAAUCAGGGCUACGGCGACGGCGACCUAGGGCAACGGCGGACAGUGGUGUAG
Molecule: messenger RNA, 363 nt
Organism: Andrographis paniculata
Lineage: Eukaryota; Viridiplantae; Streptophyta; Magnoliopsida; Lamiales; Acanthaceae
Exons: 1
Coding region: 1-363 (120 amino acids)
Source: RefSeq, a predicted model, not a curated record